Molecule: messenger RNA, 1029 nt
Organism: Heterobilharzia americana
Lineage: Eukaryota; Metazoa; Platyhelminthes; Trematoda; Strigeidida; Schistosomatidae
Source: the annotation of a GenBank genome assembly
AUGACAUUGUAUGAAACUCGAUUUCGUGAAAGCGAAACAAAUACAGAGUGUUCCUGUUUUUCGUUCAACACUGAAGAUGUGUACUACACAUAUAAUGGGCGAAUAAUUGACUAUCUUAAAGAUGUUCCAAAAGAUGCACUUUUGCAGAAACAUUACCGUCUUCGUGGUGGUAAAGGUGGAUUCGGGUCAAUGCUGCGAGCCAUUGGAAGCCAAAUUGAGAAGACAACCAAUCACGAAAUGUGCAGAGAUUUAUCAGGCAGGAGAAUGCGUGAUGUAAAUAUGGAAAAGAAGUUAAAAGAAUGGUAUGCUACAGCCGAUAAACGGGAACGUCAGAAAAUGGAAGAAUACCUUGAAAGACGACGUAGACGCCAAGAGAUAUUGCAACAGGGUCCAUUACCUGGACACAAAUUUUCUGAUCGUGAUUAUGAACGACAGAAACGUAAGAUUGCAUAUGAACUGCAAAGCGCCUUGUAUACAGCGAUAGAAAAUGUUUCAAAUGAAAAAAAACAAGUGGCAAGUACAUCCUCAAGUUCCUCGACAGGGCAACCAAAUGUGAAGCGUACUCGGUUGUGGAUAGAAGAAUUAGAUGAUGUGCUGUGUUCCGACUCCAGUGAAGAUGAGAAGUUGGAGAGCGAAGAUUCUUUAUCAUCCGUUGGUGCAUUCAAUUUUGUAAAAGAGAAUGAUAAUCAGCAGAAUACAAACUCUAAUGAAGUAAAUAUAGAUUCUGCAGAAAUUAACAAUGAUGAUAAACAGCAAAGUACCAUUUCGGAUGAGGAGAAAAAGCAAGAGGGAAAACCAUGUACAAACGCCCAACCAGAUGUCGUACAGCCUUUAAUGGACGAACAAUUGCAUGAAACAGAUACUGCAGAAAGUCUGGAGAAGUUUGGCUUAGAUGUUCUUAAGGCAACCUUAAGUGCCCGCGGCUUGAAAUGUGGAGGGACGUUAAAAGAACGAGCUGGUCGACUAUUCUUAGUCAAAGAUUUGAGUCCAGAUCGAUACCCUGUAAAAUUACUAGCAAAAAGCAAAUGA